CACAGGGCGCCGCGAGGGAGGGUGGCAGCGCGGCAGUCAGACGGGCGAGCCGGAGGGAGCGAUGAGGAUCAGCGCCAACGGGAGCCUUCGCGCCCUCGCCUGGGGACCAGCAGCGCGCCCCCUCCCACCGGGACACCCACCGCCCUGCACCCGGGUUCGUGGCCGCUCUGCCGCCGUCGCCUGCUUUCCGGACACAUCUAGCACCCCGCGGCAGCAUUUGAUCUGCUCCUCUAAAACAGACCAUAUCAACUGAACCCUCUUUCUUCCUCCACCAUUGCACCCUUCCAUCUAUUUUCAGUCCUAUUGGGAAGAAAAAGCCAAGAGAAGGAAGACAAACAGCAGAGGAAUACAGCAAUACGUUGCAGAUUUCUGGACAAGUUUCCACGCUUGUUCAUGUUGCAUAGAGCUGCUGGGACUAAUUCAUCUGGCACUCUAGAAACCAUGAAGACCAUCACUCUCACGGACAUUACCUUCCUUUGACCUCGGCCACAUACUCCUAAAGUUUAACGUCAUAUUGAUAGAUAGCGACUUCAAUACCAAGCUGGUUGUCUGGUUGAGAGAUCUCUAGGUACACUUCAACUUGUUAAUAUCCCAUGAAAGCAGCUUGGAUAUUACAGUGUGCAAGGAAAUGAAAAAAACUUCUUUCUUAGUGGAAUAACGCUAGAGUAUAUAUGUGGAUGUUGAUAUCUGGAGAAGAGCAAGACUGGAAUUAAAUCAGACUCGGACUCAACAGCCAUGUCUCUAUUGGGGCCCUCUGAUCCUCUAGUUCUAGGACACAACUAAGCAAAGGGGUAAGUCUUUCAGUCCUCCUUCCUUCGACAACCACAUUUCAGUGAAAGUCUUUGCUAGGACAAUCCUUGGAGCACAGUUGGGUUUCGAUGGUGAACCAUCUCUGUAAACAUUCUCUUCAGAGCUAACUCCAUACAAGAUGGCUGCAGGAGUGGCGGCAUGGUUGCCCUUUGCCCGGGCAGCUGCCGUGGGCUGGCUCCCACUGGCCAAGAAGCCAAUGCCUAAGCCUCCCAUUGACAAGAAGCGCCGCACUGAUGAGAUCCUGGUGGUCAACGUCAGUGGGAGACGUUUCCAGACUUGGAAGAAUACCUUGGACCGUUAUCCAGAUACCCUGUUAGGCAGCUCGGAGAAGGAAUUCUUCUAUGAUGAAGACAGCACAGAAUACUUCUUUGACCGUGACCCAGAGAUGUUCCGUCAUAUCCUCAACUUCUACCGUACUGGCCGACUCCAUUACCCGCGACAUGAGUGCAUACAGGCCUUUGAUGAAGAGCUGUCGUUCUAUGGCAUCAUCCCAGAAUUGAUUGGCGACUGCUGCUUGGAGGAAUACCGGGAUCGCAAAAAAGAGAAUGCGGAACGCCUUGCUGAGGAUGAAGAAGCCGAGAUUGCCACUGACACUGCCUUGCCACCGGACAGCACGUUUCGCCAACGGCUCUGGAGAGCGUUUGAAAACCCCCACACCAGCACCAUGGCCUUGGUCUUCUAUUAUGUGACUGGGUUCUUCAUUGCCGUGUCAGUCAUUGCCAACGUGGUGGAGACCAUCCCAUGCCGGCCACCUCCUGGGAAAAAGAAACAACUGUCCUGUGGAGAACGUUUCCCCAAAGCUUUCUUCUGCAUGGACACGGCCUGUGUCCUCAUCUUCACUUUUGAGUAUCUCAUGCGGCUUUUUGCCGCCCCAAGUCGAUUCAAGUUCAUGAAGAGUGUGAUGAGCAUCAUCGAUGUAGUGGCCAUCAUGCCCUACUACAUUGGGCUGGUGAUGCCAGAGAACGAAAAUGUCAGUGGGGCCUUUGUGACUCUGAGGGUCUUCCGGGUUUUCCGCAUCUUCAAAUUUUCACGCCACUCACAAGGACUCAGGAUCCUAGGCUACACCCUCAAGAGCUGUGCCUCAGAGUUGGGCUUCCUCCUCUUCUCCCUCACCAUGGCCAUCAUCAUCUUUGCCACUGUUAUGUUCUAUGCUGAGAAGGGAACAAAGGAGACCAACUUCACCAGUAUCCCUGCUGCCUUCUGGUACACGAUUGUCACCAUGACCACACUUGGCUACGGUGACAUGGUCCCGAGCACCAUUGCAGGGAAGAUCUUUGGAUCCAUCUGCUCUCUAAGUGGGGUGCUGGUCAUCGCCCUCCCUGUACCUGUCAUCGUUUCCAACUUCAGCCGGAUCUACCACCAGAACCAGCGGGCAGACAAGCGGCGAGCCCAGCAGAAGGUUCGUUUGGCCCGGAUCCGGCUGGCUAAGAGCGGUACUACCAAUGCUUUCCUUCAAUACAAGCAGAAUGGAGGCCUUGAGGACAGAGACCCAGAUGCACAUCCCUUAGCUGUGCGCAACCGAUCAGCCUUUGAACAGCAGCACCAUCACCUGCUGCAUUGCUUGGAGAAAACUACGAGUCACGAGUUUGCCGAUGAACACUCCUACAGCGAGUUCUGCCUGACGGAGCCUCUGGGCUACCGCACGAGCCGCAGCACCUCUCUUUCCUCCCAGCAAGGGAGCAAGAGCGGCCUGAGCACGUCCUGCUGCCCCCGCCGGGCCAAGCGCCGCACCACCCGCCUGACCAACUCCACCAUGACGAUGAGCCGGGCCAGCGCUCAGGAGCUGGACACCCUCAACAGUCAGAAAAGUGCUGCCCCCCAGAGCCGCUCCAACCUGAAUGCCAAGACCUAUGACAACUUGAAGCUGAACUGUGAUAACCCAGACUUCACUGCAGCCAUCAUCUGCAUCCCCACCCCUCCAGCCAACACACCGGAUGAGAGCCAGCCCCCCUCGCCUGGAGGUGGCACCGGUGGACCCCUACGUAAUUCCAGCCCAUACAUACUUCAUGAGACUGUCAAGAUCUCCUCAUUGUAAGAGGAGACUGGGGGUAGGUUGGGGCACUUGUCCUUCCCCCUUCCUCUACCCAGAGUCACCCAUGGCCCUCUGGGUCCUGGUAAUGAGCUGGGGAUGGGCUCUUCUGCACAAGCCUCCACCCCGCUGCAAGGGGAAGAGAUCCAUGGGGUGCCACACUGUCUUUUUUUCCUUUCAGAGGUGAUAUCGGUAGCCACCAAAAGGGGCCACUGGUGAACUAGAGCUUCCAACCCUGUUCAGUUCCUGCCCCCUGCCCUCCCCCAUUGCAACCAAAGCCAUAUAGUAGGGGAGGUGGGUCCCUGAUGCUAUGCAACCACAGGGGGGCUGAGUGUGAUGCAGGGAAAUACUGGAUCCCAAGAAGCAACAUAUUCAAAACAGGAUGGGGACUCUUUUCAAAAUACCAAACCUACUGCCUCCUGUGUUGGGAAGUGGGUAAACGUCUGGGGUGAGCUAGGACUCAUGUGGUUUUGUUCUUUAACUCUGUGACUGAUACAGGGUUUGGAGCAGCCGAGCAACAUAGAUUGGUGUUUUGGGGUUCUAGCUUUUGAAAAGGGGGGAGAGUCUAACAGUGGGAUUACAUUAGUGAGGCAAGGAGACUAAACCAUCUGUUGUAGACUACAUUUGCUGGCAGAAAGGAAAUGGCUAAGAAAUAAGGCUCUUUGAGAUCAUGGAGAUUCCAGUCAAGGAAAUAUUGCUGAGUGUUUGGGGAAGUAUUGUCCAAUGCUUAGAAUAAGGGACUCUAACUGUAUUCCAGCUAAGGCCAAGGUAGCCUAUGGAGAAAGGGAGAAAAAGGAUCAAAUCGGCUAAGCUUCCAACAGUUUUUCAGUCUUUUGCCUCUUUGGGCUGAGACAAGACAUUACUAGGAGGAAUGGCACCUGUACGCCUCUCUUUCCUCUCCCACCCUCUCCCUCAGCCUUUCUUUCUUUCCCUCCAUCCCACGACCUGUUUGGUCUCUAGGAAACUGCACUUUAAAAACAGUCUAUAGCACCCAAACGCAACACCUCGUGGGAACCACAUGCAUCACGCCAGCCUUUCCUGCCCGGGCCACACCCACACACCCCGCGCCCCCACUGCGUCGCCUCAAGACUGUGCAUGAGCAGGAUGCCUCCAUGGGCGGUAUCCUGAGUCCAGAGCUACAGAGCACCAGAAGCAUGAGUAGCUGCCGCCUCCCCCAUUUUCAGCCACCCAGCCGGACUGAAGAGAAUAACGCUGUGAAGAACUCAACCAAAACCUUCGGAGCAGGAGGCAGCCGGUGCUGUUCUCCUCCUCUUCCUUUUCUUUUUCCUCUUCUGGACCAUAUUUUCCUGGUUAUUACAAAUAGUGAGUGAGAAAGAGACUGACUCUUGACAGUAACAUAUACACCUUUCAUUGUCACCUGAGAAGGGACUUGAACAUGGCAGAAAGCAGGCAAAGAACUUUGGAGCAAUAAUGGAUGCCGUUCUAGGUAUCAGGUGGGCCACACAAGUCCUGAAGCAUGCAUCAAAUUGGCUGGCUCUCGGCAUCCUGAAAAAGGUGCUUCUCUUGACAGGAUGGGCCUUUUUUGUUUCAAUCUGCUGUCGCUCUUCGUCUUCAGCUCUCUCACUUUUUAGCAAAUGUGGAUUCCUUCUCCUGACUAUCAGGGAGAAGUAAACAGGGCUUGUUUGCAUAAGAGAGGGAGCUGGCCGUCAUCUGUGAAUUGAGUCUCUGCAGAUGUUGUUCCACUUUAACUCCCCAGUUGUAGCCAGUGUGGCCAGUAGUGAGGCAUGAUGGGAGUUGUAGUUCAGUAAUGUCUGGAGUAUCACAGUUGCUUCAUCCCCGACGUAGGUCACCGACAUAGGUCAGGUGGAUAGGAACACCACCUCAUGCACUUGGACUACUCUUUCAAUAAUUAUUGGCAAUUGCCCAUGCAGGUUGAGGAUGAUGGCACUAUAGUCCAAGAUACCCUGGAAGGCACCAGGUUGCUGUUGGGUUAAAAUGGAGGUCUGCAAGGAUGUUCACUUCCUUUUUGGGAGUGAGAUAGUAGCAGCAUACUCAGGAAUAAGCACAGGGCAACAUACACUGGGAUAACAUUCUUUCAGUAUGAGUCUUCAUCUCUGGCACAGGAGUUGUGAGAUUAUAGAGCUUGGAAAAGUUAGUUUUGGACUUUUUGGAAUUCUUUCCCUAGCUAACAUGGCCAGUUACUUUUCCAUAUUUUGAGUGAAAGCGUGUGCUUGAACGAGAUCCACACUCAAAUAUAGGACAUACGUGAUCUAUCCUUCCCCUUAGUCCAGUUUGACACCCUGGAUUUGCACUUUUUUAACCAAAGUUUUCCUUACAACAAUUAAAUAAAGCAAUAGCUCCAUCUA
Pogona vitticeps (central bearded dragon) is the source of this 5166-nucleotide messenger RNA. The record is from RefSeq and is a predicted model, not a curated record. NCBI's taxonomy places the organism in Eukaryota, Metazoa, Chordata, Lepidosauria, Squamata, Agamidae.